Molecule: messenger RNA, 1142 nt
Organism: Phaeodactylum tricornutum CCAP 1055/1
Lineage: Eukaryota; Bacillariophyta; Bacillariophyceae; Surirellales; Neidiaceae
Exons: 3
Coding region: 174-1142 (322 amino acids)
Biological process (GO): protein folding
Cellular component (GO): cytoplasm
Source: RefSeq, a predicted model, not a curated record
AAAUUAGCGUGAGAUUUUCACUGGCUAGGCCUGACGGACAUACGAUUUACUCGAGAAAACUCGAAGUAUUUUUCGAGUUUGUCACCCCCUCUAUACUUUGCUCUUACUGUUAGUGUUGAUACCAGAAGCGGAGUACAUGGCAAUAUAGACAGCAUCCUGUAUUGAGUGGCGAGAUGGUAGAUGACCAUCACGACAAAGACAUGACGUUGGAGGAGCGCUUGGCAUGGCUUUGGGACCGGGGUAUCCAGGUGACAACUCCUGAGGAACGAAAAGUUUCUCAAAUGGCCAAUGUGAUGCGCCAGGCUGAUACGGUAUCGAACGCGGAGGUUUCGUAUGUGCUUAUUCCAGCAGAUACUUCUAAACCUCUGCAAGAGUUGAAUUUCCGACCCGACACUUUACCGGGUGAUAGACUUGUGGAACACCUGAAACCGGCGUUCGCUCGAGAAGCGCAAAGUGUUGACAUUGGCUUACUUCAACAACAAGCGACACAAACGCUGGCUGCUUCCCCGGAUACACCUAGCACGGUGUCGGAUGCCACCCUACGGCAAGUCGCUUCCGAAGCCAACGUCGAGACUUUUCAUUUGGUACAUGCGUCGGCUACGAAUCAAUACACUGACGUUGUAAUUUACUUGGAUGAAGUCGGCUUCAAUCCAGCACCCCAGUUUUACGGCGACAUAUUUAUUGGUCGCUUGCAGCGGAAGCCUACUUUGCGUCAUAAAUCGUUUGUGCUGGGAAUCGAUACUGCGCCGGAUGCACCGUGGUUGCAAGCAGCGACCUUGGAGAACCUCCAGCGUCAAAUGGAACUCAACCGAAUGACGGGACGCAGCGAUACACAAUUAGCAGUAGCCGGCGACGGCCAAAUGAAGCAAGAGGAUGGCUUUUCUUGGGUGCAAACGGAAGAAGAAUUGGAAGUUGUGAUUCCACUUCCAGUGAAGACCCAGUCGAAAGACGUCAAUGUUGUAUUUCGACCUGAAUCUCUCAAAGCUACAUCCUUUGGCAAAGACCUUGUUAUGGUGCCAUUGUUUGAGCGAGUCGAUGUCGAUGGUUGUACAUGGACGCUGGAAUCGAAUGAUGAGUGCAGAAAGCUGGUAGUUACUAUGGAGAAGGUCGAAUCCGCUUUCUGGCCGCGCAUCAAAGAUUAG